CAGUUCGGGGCCCAGAAAGCAAAAGUUGUUUUUCUACGUCGUCUGCAUAAAACUCGUAUGCGUGUGAAAAAGAUUCUUUUCUCGUUAAAAGGUGAUAUAAAACGCGUUUAAAGUUAGCCUAAAUGAUGCAUAGUUUCAGUGAGUCAGGUGCCGGAGUUCCAGCGUUUCUGGCCAAGCUGUGGCGGCUGGUAGAAGAUCCGGAAACGAACGAUUUGAUAUCUUGGAGCUCGGAUGGAAGGAGUUUCAUUAUUCAAAAUCAAGCUCAAUUCGCCAAAGAGUUGUUGCCACUAAACUACAAACACAACAAUAUGGCCAGUUUCAUACGUCAGCUGAAUAUGUAUGGCUUCCACAAAAUAACUUCUAUUGAUAACGGCGGGUUGCGAUUUGACAAAGAUGAGAUGGAGUUCACUCAUCCCUGCUUCCAGAAAGACCAUCCCUAUCUGUUGGAGCAUAUUAAACGUAAAAUCGCUACCGCCAAGCAGCAGCAACAGGACGACAAAGGCUCCCUAAAGCUGGAGGUUGUCAAUAGGGUGCUGACCGAGGUGAAAAAUAUGCGCGGCCGGCAGGAGUCGCUUGAUUCGCGAUUUUCCACCAUGAAACAGGAGAACGAAGCCCUGUGGAGGGAAAUCGCAAUUCUCAGACAGAAGCAUUUGAAGCAGCAACAGAUUGUGAACAAGCUUAUUCAAUUUUUAGUCACCAUAGUUCAACCGUCGCGAGGUGGUUUAAGUUCAAUGGGAAACGCUAGCAAUAAGCGCCGUUUCCAGUUGAUGAUUAACGAGGCACCUGCUAAUAAGACGAAAAAAUCCAACGAAGGUGCAACCAUUGAAGAGCUGGGUGAGGUGCUGGAGGGAGCUGCUUUUGAUGAGGAUCAUGACUUAUUGUCAAUCUGUAAAGAUACUAAUAAUGAUUCUGUUAAAGCAACACAAUCGAAGAGCUAUACAAGAGAUUCUACAUUACCGGAGGUAACCUCUCCGCAGUCUAUAAAUCACCAAUCGCCGUACCAUCCAGAAAAUGUGAAUGAAAUUAUUGAAGAAGUUGUGAGUUCUUCGCCAAAUUUCAGAUCUAGUCAGAGACGAAAUGUACCGAUUAGACCAAAUAAUAGCACUAACCGUACUGCUGGCAUUCCCAAAAACAUAAAUCAACUCCUUGAUGACAACAAACAAAACAUGGACGACGGCGGUGCCGAUUUUGAGAACGAAGAUUACCUCGUUGAUCACGUCGAGGAAGGGGAAUCGGAUCCUAAUCAGUUCUAUAAUGAUAUGGAGAUGUUACAUACCCCGAUGGUUAUCAAAGAGAUGGAAAAACAAGAACAACUUAAACGACAACCAACUCAGAAGGUUGUUUUCAAAGGAGAAAGUUUGCUCAAGGGCAAGCAAAACGGGGCUUCUGCCCAAAAUCAGAAGUCCGGUGCUACUAAUGGUGAUAAGAAGCAUGAAUAUCAAAAUAACGAUAAGAAAUCGAUAUUGACCUCGAAGCAAAUCACAAUUGUCGACGAUGCUGACAUGGAUGCCGGUCCGUCUGGAUCAAAUAAUUUUACUGCUAACGCCGAUGUUGCGGGAAGAUCCUCGGUUGGAUUUGACGUGGAGGAUUUCAUCGUUAAUGAAGUGCCGAAUGAUAUUUUUGAGGACAAUGGCCAGACAGCAAAGGAAUCGCCGAUGUUGGGUGGCUUCAAUUUCGAACCAGGUUUCUACAACCCCAAUGUCAAUAUAAAUGAAAUUAAAACAAAACAAACGGGUGGUCAAAGUCAAACGUUUAAUAACCAAACAGGAUCGUCAAAUGCUGCCUCCCAUGGAAAUGUUGGUGUUGAAAAUGAGGCUGAAUCAAGCAAUACAGGUUCCGGUACUCUAGCUAGGUUCAUCAGUAAUGAUAUCGAUUUGAAUAAGUUCACUUCGGUGAUCGAUUAUGGUCAACAUAUUGACAGUGUGCAAACUGAUUUGGAUUCUUUGAAAGAGCUUUUGAAGGGAGAAGGUUAUCAGCUUGAUGCUAAUGCCUUGCUUGGGCAGCCAAUUGGAACAGCACCACCGAUUGGCAGAUUCUAUUUCGCGCAGCCCUCAUUCGAUGCCGAUGCUUUGAGCAAGCUUUUCUCUGGCAAUGAGGAUAUCAUGGGCUACGAAUUCCCAAUGAACUUACCGGAAAUGAGUAACGAAGAAAAGAAAAACGCCAACGACGGCACGGUCGCCACCUUUUCGACCGACAACAGCAGCGGCUCUUCAGGUCACACACCGGGCACACCGUAUCAUUUCAUGGCCUAUAGAAAUGCUGCUGGAGGACAGCCCGCUGCUACUGAUUACAUCGAUCUUAAUGCACUUCUCAGUCUCGAAGAAAACAACAACACGUCUCUAUUUUAAUAACCUUGUCCGAUUCAAACCUUUUCACAAUAGUUUGUUCGUAGAGCUUAACGUAUAUUAUUCUUAUUUUUUUUCUUCAAUUUCUUCUGAUACCGUUGAUAGGAGCUACAAAUUUAAGUUUGAUAGGGUGUGUGGAAAUAUAAUUACCAGUAAAAAUGCAACCAAGUGAUUUAAGUAGAUAUUAUCACAGCUAACUUUUGUUGUUUGUCGAGAUGUUUAUACUAUUAGGACAAAUUUGUUACUUUCAUAAAAAUGCAGAUGACAGGAAUAUUUUGAUACAUACCAAGUUUCAAUAUAGAAUACAAAGAGGAAUGUACAAAGUCCUCUAAAAAAAACUAUGAACAAUAAAAUAUAUUUGACCGCAA
This is a messenger RNA of Uranotaenia lowii, 2713 nucleotides long. It is a transcript of the gene Hsf, whose product is annotated as heat shock factor protein. Lineage: Eukaryota; Metazoa; Arthropoda; Insecta; Diptera; Culicidae. The transcript is spliced from 11 exons. Bases 123 to 2348 code for a protein of 741 amino acids. Gene Ontology annotation, molecular function: sequence-specific DNA binding; DNA-binding transcription factor activity. Gene Ontology annotation, biological process: regulation of DNA-templated transcription. The record is from RefSeq and is a predicted model, not a curated record.